AUGCCAGUGGAAGAGCUUCAAGGACCCUUCAAGGACAAGUCAAAGAUGGCGCACAAGUUAGUGAGGCCGGUGGUGCAUCUGUUCACCAAGCGCGACUGCCACCUGUGCGAUGUUGUCAAGGCUGUCAUGGCAUCCUCCACCAUCCCACAUGAGGUGGUGAUGGUGAACAUCACUUUGCCAGGGAGAAGAGCGUGGUUCGACAAGUACAAGUAUGAUAUCCCGGUCCUGUACAUCAACGGCCAGUACAUGGCAAAGCACCGCAUCACAAAGGAGUCAUUCGAGGAGACGGCACGCCGCAUCAUGGCUGGUGAGAAGAUACCGCAGGCAAUACUGGCCGAGGACCCGAACCCGGACCUCCCAAUCGGUCCUCUUCCAGACACGAGCGAUCCCCUCUAG
Salpingoeca rosetta is the source of this 396-nucleotide messenger RNA. RefSeq lists its product as uncharacterized. The transcript is spliced from 3 exons. The record is from RefSeq and is a predicted model, not a curated record. Lineage: Eukaryota; Choanoflagellata; Craspedida; Salpingoecidae. Bases 1 to 396 code for a protein of 131 amino acids.